This is a messenger RNA of Diplodia corticola, 2109 nucleotides long. RefSeq names its product dipeptidyl peptidase iii. Gene Ontology annotation, molecular function: dipeptidyl-peptidase activity; metalloexopeptidase activity. Gene Ontology annotation, biological process: proteolysis. Gene Ontology annotation, cellular component: cytoplasm. Bases 1 to 2109 code for a protein of 702 amino acids. The record is from RefSeq and is a predicted model, not a curated record. The transcript is spliced from 2 exons. Lineage: Eukaryota; Fungi; Ascomycota; Dothideomycetes; Botryosphaeriales; Botryosphaeriaceae.
AUGGAUCCCGGAACUCUCAAACACUACCUGGCUGACAGCCCGCCUACGGUUGUGCCGCUGGCCAUCAAGCCUCACUUUGAAGCUCUCAACGACCAGCAGAAGCUCUACUCGCACUACCUCUCCAUUGCUUGCUUCGCCGGGACGCGCAUUGUCCUCCGCCAAAUCUCCCCCGAGUCCGAGCACAUCUACGACUUCAUCGUCACCCUCCACCGUCAUUACAAGGGAGAUUGGAAGAAGGCCCAGAAGGAUGCUGGUCUGUCGGACGACGAGCUCAACGCGUUCUUGGACUAUGCUGCUCAGUUCCUGGGCAACGCCGGCAACUACAAGAGCUUUGGUGAUUCCAAGUUCAUUCCGCGCCUUGAGACCAGGCAGUUGAAGGCCCUCGCUACUCUAACCCCAGAAUCGCUGCAACAGUAUGAAAGGUUCAAGGACGACAUCUUCGCGGACAAGUCCGUGGAGUCGAUGCACCUGGGAUAUCCCGAUGCCGGCCACUUGUCUACGUACUACCCCGACUCUCCGAGCAUCACCAAGGACGAGAUCACCACCAUCAGUGAUUUCCUGGAGAGCAAGAGGCUGCUUCCCGAGAACACCAGAGUCAGGAAGACAAAGGAUGGCUUCGAGGUCCUGAUUGCAUCUUCGCUUAGCUCGCCCUCGAAGGACCAGCGCGACAUCCCCGAGUCUGAGUGGGAGCUGGACGGCAAGCUCAAGGGCAAGAAGCUCAAGCUCGUCUUCGGCGACUACUCCAAGGAGAUGGCUACCAUCGCCGACGCGAUCAAGAAGGCGAGACAAUACGCCAGCAAUGACACCGAGAAGUCUAUGUUGGAUGCUUACGAGAAGUCAUUUACUACCGGCUCUCUCGAAGCGUACAAGGAUAGCCAGAGGUUCUGGAUCAGAGAUAAGGGUCCUAUGGUUGAGACUGACAUCGGCUUCGUGGAGACCUACCGUGACCCUCACGGAAUUCGUGGUGAAUGGGAGGGCUUCGUGGCCAUGGUCAACAAGGAGAGGACCAAGGCUUUUGGUGCGCUGGUAGAGGCUGCUCCUACUCUCAUUCCUCGCUUGCCGUGGAAGAAAGAAUUCGAGAAAGACAAGUUCCUCAGCCCCGACUUCACGUCCCUCGAGGUUCUUACCUUUGCCGGCAGCGGCAUCCCUGCGGGUAUCAACAUUCCCAACUAUGACGACAUCCGUCAGAAAGAAGGUUUCAAGAACGUGAGCCUGGGCAACGUUCUUUCUGCAAAGGCGCCGAACGAGAAAAUCCCUUUCAUCAAGGACAGCGACGACGAAGUUUACAGGAAGUUCCGUGACCCCGCCUUCGAGGUUCAGGUCGGACUUCACGAGCUGCUUGGUCACGGAUGCGGUAAGCUCUUGCAGGAGACUUCUCCGGGUGAAUACAAUUUCGAUGUCAAGAGCCCUCCGGUCAGCCCCCUGACCAACGAGCCGGUUACCACCUGGUACAAGCCCGGGCAAACCUGGGGAUCAGUGUUUGGCCCCGUUGCUGCCAGCUACGAAGAGUGUCGUGCAGAGUGCGUCGCCAUGGCUCUGUCCUGCGACUUCGACAUCCUCAAGAUCUUCGGUUUCGGCUCUGGCGAAACGGACAUCAAUGGCGAAGGAGGCGACGUGCUGUACGCAGGCUACCUUAGCAUGGCUCGUGCGGGUGUCGCUGCGCUUGAGUUCUGGGACCCAAAGUCACGCAAGUGGGGACAGGCGCACAUGCAAGCACGCUACUCCAUCCUGCGCGUAUUCCUGAACGCUGGCAAGGAGUUCUGCGAGCUUGAGUACACGAAGGAUGACCUGUCCGACCUCACAAUCCGCCUCGAGAGGAGUAAGAUUCUUAGCCACGGCCGUGUGGCUGUGGAGAAAUACCUCCAGCAACUGCACAUCUACAAAGCUACGGCGGACGUCCAGGCCGGCACCAAGAUGUACAACGACAUCACUCAUGUCGAUGAUUUCUUCGCGGAUAAGGUCAGGCCUGUCGUGCUUGCCAAGAAGCAGCCCAGGAAGGUGUUCGUUCAGGCCAACACGGUGGUGGAGGGUGACAAGGUUGCUUUGAAGGAGUAUGAGGCCACUGCAGAGGGCAUUAUCCAGAGCUACGCAGACAGGGAGUAUAUUUAG